This is a messenger RNA of Juglans microcarpa x Juglans regia, 1417 nucleotides long. Its product is annotated as E3 ubiquitin-protein ligase ATL6-like. The transcript has a single exon. The coding region runs from base 183 to 1259 and encodes 358 amino acids. NCBI's taxonomy places the organism in Eukaryota, Viridiplantae, Streptophyta, Magnoliopsida, Fagales, Juglandaceae. The record is from RefSeq and is a predicted model, not a curated record.
UAAAGCUCCCCUCCCCGUAGUUGUACCUGUACCAUAGGUCCAUAGCUUCUCUUACAGCAUCUCAAUUUCUUGCCCGCGUUAGCAUCCUCUCGAAUGUUAUCUAAAGAUCUUUUCUUGGGAAAAAAAUAAAGAUAAACAAUAAGUAAAGCCCACUCCUUGCUUCAACUGCAACGACGCACAGGAUGAACUUCAAGCAUGGAAUCGUUUCUCUCUUUUUGCUCGCUCUCCUCUCGCCGGAGAUUCCUUGGGCAGCUGCUCAGCCUGCCACCGACCAGGAACAGUACCGUUACGCGAGGUUCAGCCCCUCCAUGGCGAUAAUUGUCGUCGUUCUUGUCGCCGCGCUCUUCCUCAUGGGCUUUUUCUCCAUCUACAUCCGCCACUGCACCAACGGACAGACCGCCAACAGCAUCCGUACGCGAGUUCUCUCCAGGCGCGGCGCCGCCGCAACACGUGGUCUCGAUCCGGCGGUGAUCGAGACGUACCCGACACUUGUUUACUCUGUGGUCAAGGGUCUCAAGAUUGGGAAGGGCGCGCUGGAGUGCGCCGUGUGCUUGAACGAGUUCGAGGACAACGAAAAGCUGCGUUUGAUCCCCAAGUGCGACCACGUCUUCCACCCCGAGUGCAUCGAUGCCUGGUUGGCUUCCCACACAACCUGUCCCGUCUGCCGAGCCAACCUCGUCCCUCAACCCGGCGAGUCCGUACACCAACUGGGCGAGUUUGACGCCGGCUCGGACCUCGAAGCCGUAAACGACGACGUCGGGGAAGUAUCCAACAGAGAAACGGAACGGGAACAAGGAGUAGAAGAACCGGUAGUGAUCGAUGUGAAGCAUACGUUGAACCGGAAUCGGACGCGGGGAUCAAGGUCGACCCGGACUUGGAGGAAUCCGUUUCCGCGGUCCCACUCAACGGGGCACUCAUUGGUCCAACCGGGUGAGGACACGGAACGGUUCACGUUGAGGUUGCCGGUUGAGGUGAGGAAACAGAUAAUGAACCGUAAGUUAAGCCGGGCCACUAGUAUGGUUUUGUUACCGAGGGAAGGUAGUUCGAGGCAGGGUUACAGAACCGGUUGGGAAGGAAGUAGCAGAGGGAAGAAUUAUAAGCGGCUCGAGAAACCGGACCAGGUGAGUAAAUCGGGCCGGUGGGCGUUUUUUACGAGAGCAUUGUCGUUGAAGUCACCGAAAGUGGCGGCUAAUUAUGGGGAGGGGACUUCGGCUCAACCGGAAACAUCGAAGAAUGGCUCGGCUCGACCUCCGGUUUGAGGACAAUUUUGAUUCGAACGCCGAUUGUAAUGUACUGUGUCAAUGUGUUUCGUACUACAUCUUUUUAAUUAUUUUUUGGGAGGUUUUGUUUUGGCCCUUUUGGGUGUUGAAAUUAAUAGGUGUAUUAAUUUUUUUUUGUUUUUUAUGUAAAUGGAAAA